AGCGCGGCCCACCUCCACCGCACCGCUCCUCCCCUCCUUAUAGCCCUGACCGGUUCCCCACCUCCUCCGUUCCCAAUCUCCACCACCAAACCCUAGCCGCCGCCGCCGACGACGACGACCAUGUCCUCCUCAUCCCUCAACCAGGACGACGCCGUCUCCUCCCCGGAGCUACCCCCGCUAGCCGCGCCAGGCAUCGCGGCGGCGGCCGCAGCCGCCGCCGCCGCGGCCUCGUCCGGCGGGGGCGGGCUGGCCAUCGGGUCGGGCCGGCGUCUCCCCCCACCCUGCUGGACGCACGAGGAGACCCUGGCCCUCAUCGAAUCCUACCGCGACAAGUGGGAGGCGCUCAAGAAGGGGAACCUGCGGGCGGCGGACUGGGACGAGGUCGCCGGCGCCGUCACCGCCCGCUGCGGCCGCUUCCCCACCGCCACCUACAAGUCGGGCGUGCAGUGCCGCCACAAGAUCGAGAAGCUGCGCAAGCGCUACCGCGCCGAGCGCUCCCGCUCCGCCGGCCGCUCCAAGGGGCCCAAGUGGCCCUUCUUCGCGCUCCUCCACGACCUCGCCGGCGGCGCGCCCGACUCCGGCGCCAACCCCAUCAUCAAGAUCCGACCCCGCGGCGGCACCUCCACCACCCCCACCCCGGCCUCCCCGUCCUCGCUCCUCUCCUCCCCGACCUCCUCCGACGAGGCGGGGCGGAGCCGGAGCCUGCACGGGCUCAUCUCCAACGGCGGGGGCGGGAGCGGCCUGCGCUUCACCAUCCCCAAGGGCUCGCGCACCAGGCCCGGGGCCCCGCCCCCGCGUGACCACCUUCCCACCAAGCCGGACACGGAAGAGGACCCGGAGGCGGAGGCCAUGGCGGAGGUCGCCUCCGCGCUGCGCGCCGUCGGGGAGGGCUUCCUCAGGAUGGAGGAGCGCAGGCUCGAGCUCUCGCUCCAGAUGGAGAAGGACAGGAUGGAGGCGGAGAUGAAGCGCACGCAGACCAUGCUCGACGCGCAGCAGCUCUUCGUCGAGGCCUUCCUCGGCAAGCACCAGCACUCGCACCACCAACACAAGAGGGCCAAGCUCGUUUCCUCAUCGGCCGCUGCCAUGGACGAGGAUUGAUUGAUUGAUGACUAGAGGCGCUCCCAGCUCCUCAGCUCAACUCUCUGUUGAUCAUGUCUGCUGGCUCUGCCUUGCUUGUUAACCUGUCGUCAGUCAGCUCAUGACUUGUGAUGUUUUUUUACUCUUCUUGUGCUUUGGACAUGCUUAAAUAUAAGGAGGGCAAAGAAUGUGUAGGUGUAGGAUAUGGCUGUGGACAGGAAGGAAGAUUAGAUGUGUUCAGUUGUAAUCAGCGUUGUGUUUUCAGUUGCUCUUUAUGGUGGGGAAAUGUUUCAGCUUUAGCUUUGUUCCAAAUAGUAUCAUUUCUUCGGCUUCUUAAA
This is a messenger RNA of Lolium rigidum, 1415 nucleotides long. Its product is annotated as trihelix transcription factor ASIL1. The transcript has a single exon. NCBI's taxonomy places the organism in Eukaryota, Viridiplantae, Streptophyta, Magnoliopsida, Poales, Poaceae. Gene Ontology annotation, molecular function: transcription cis-regulatory region binding. The coding region runs from base 121 to 1098 and encodes 325 amino acids. Gene Ontology annotation, cellular component: nucleus. The record is from RefSeq and is a predicted model, not a curated record.